UUUUCUAAAGUAAAUUAACCAAAAAAACCUAACCCAGUGCUGUCGAGUCGAUUCCAACUCAUAGUGACCCUAUAAGACAGAGCAGAACUGCCCCAUAGAGUUUCCAAGGAGCAUCUGGUGGAUUCGAACCGCCGAUCCUUUGGUUAGCAGCCGUGGCACUUAACCACUACGCCACCAGGGUUUCCAAAAGAAAUUAAGUCCUAGCUAAUUCGUUUGCCACUAUAUAAAGUUAAAUACAGUCUUUCAAAUGUAAAAUAUAAUUAUAUAGAAAUAUUUUCCUUUCUGGUUUAAUUACAAAGGGAAAUAGGACUUAACUGGUAUUUUAUAAUUGAAGGGCUUAUUAUUGUUUAGUAAAUAUUUACACCAAAACCAAACCCACUGCCAUCAAGUCAAUUCCAACUCAUAGCAACCCUAAAGGACAGAGAACUGCCCCACAGAGUUUCCAAGGAGCACCUAGGUGGAUUCACACUGCCAACCUUUGGUUAGCAGCCAUAGCCUUUUAACUGCUACACCACCAGGGUUUCUAGUAAAUAUUUAGGGAUUAUGUAUUUAAGUCCAUGAGUAAUUAUAUAUAUAAUAAAAACAGAAACACUGGUGGUGUAUGGUUAAGUGCUACAGCUGCUAACCAAAUAUGUUAGCCCUAGCUAAAAUGCAUAAUAUAUUAACUACGUUUUCAUUAAAUUUUUUAGGUUUGCCUAAAAAGGAGCAUUUAAACAGUUUGCUCAUUCAAAAAUGGGAAUUAUGGUUUCUGGUGGAGCCCUGGUGGUGCAGUGGUUAAGACCUUGGCUGCUAACCAAGAGGUCGGCAGUUCAAAUCCACCAGCUGCUCCUUGGAGACUCUAUGGAGCAGUUCCACUCUUCCUAUAAGGUCGCCAUGAGUCAGAAUCCACUUGGUGGCAAUGGGUUUGGUUUUUGAUUUUCCGGGGAGAAAUAAUCAGUAAGAUUUUAUGAUUGCCUUAAAGUAUUUUAAGUUUUACUUAGUAAAUAAUGGUUUUAAUAUACAGAACAGUAUGGCUAAAUAUUUUGAAAUAAUUUUUUUCUAAACAGACCUACUCAAUAUUCACUGCUAAGAGGUAGUCAUGAUCAGUCAGUAUGUUUGCUCUUACUACAUCUGUAAAUGAAUAUAUAUGUGAUAAUAUAGAUUAAACUAUAUUUGAGUUUACCUUUGGUCUUAAUCUACAAUAUAUUUGAUACUUUUCCUUAACGUAAUCUUCUGACACAGCUAAAUCAUAAUUUCAUUUUCUCUCCUUUUUUUCUGCCCCAACUAUAGAAAAAAUGAGAAGUAUAAUAGCCAGAAAAUGAUCAAUCACUUUUUCAUUCAUUCAUUCAUUCAUUCCACAUUUAAUGAUCACUUGCUAGAUGCUUAAAAUAUGAAGAUAAAUAAGACAGUGUCCCUGCCCUCAAAGAGUUCACUGUCUAGGGGAGAGACAGGCACACACAUAUGAACAGGUUAUUACAAAAGCUUCAAGGAGAGGAACCCAACCCAGCCAGGAGGAGGAGGAAAGGCUUCCUGGAGGAAGUUAGCCAGGCAGUUAAGGGGCAGCAAGGAGACUCACACUCAGCAGAGUGGACAUCAUGAGCAAAGAAAAGAAGUAAUAAUGUAACGUAUUUAAGAAUUACAAAGAUUUCCGUAUUGCUGGAGCCAAAUAAAGUUUUGGGUAGGGAAGAAUGGGUGGCAAGAUACUUAGCAGCAGAGAAACAUUUUGUCAAGAAAAUUCUCCAUCAAAUAUGGCAGAAUAAAGGCUAUUGGAAAAAAAAUACUUUAAGGAUGAUGUGAAUGCUAAAUCCCUGCCCCUACAAAUGAAGCAGGAGGGUAGGCAAGGGCCAGACCCGUGGGGAGCCUUGUAUGUCAUCACUUGGACUUCAUCCUGUAAAUGAUGAAGAACCAUAGACAUGUUUGAGCACAGAAGUGUCCUGGUCAGGUUGGGCUUUAGAGAGAUUGUUAGAGUGGCCAUGUGAAGGGAAUAUUUGAAGCAGACCAGACUACAGAGAAGAGGACUGGUUGGAUGGUAGAUCUGCAUGCAAGAGACAGUGGUGGCAAAAGUGGAGCAGUGGGGCAGAAUCAAGAAAUACUGAGGAGGUGCAAUCAAUGGGACAUAAUUGGAAUUGGUAAUAAAAAACAGGAAAAAAUCUCCAAGAUUCUGGUUAAGGUAUGACUUGGUGCCACCAAAUAAUAAAGGAAGAGGAUCUAAUCUGAAGGGAUAUGGUUGAGUUCAAGGCCUAUGUGAAAUCUCUCUAGAUAUCUAAUAGGUAAUUAUAUAUAAGUUCAAGAGUGAGAUCCAGAUGUAUAUGGGAGUUGUCAGCAUAUAGGUUGUAUUUGAAAUAAUAGUGUUGAUGAGUUCACCCAAGCAGAGAGUAGAAAUGAAGAGACGCAAACAUAGAUGGAGCCCUUGGCAGUACUGCUGUUCAAGGGAUGAUUAAAAGCAAAGGAGUCUGAAGGAAUCCAAGAAAAAAGGGCCAAAGUGGUCCUAACUAAGGGGCCUAGGAUCAGCAGCAGAAGGAAACGAAAAGAAUAUACUGGAUUAGAAGUUUUGGGAACGAUAGCACAAACAAGACACAAACUACAAAAGGAGGAUGUAAAAUAGGAACAUUAGACAGUAAGUUGCAGAAUACCAACAAAUGAGUUCUGGGCCAUUCUGCUGACAGCCGGCCAAAGAGGCUGGCUGCUUACAGGUUUCAACAUUCCACAUUCCUUCCCUGCCUCACCUCAGUUUCAUCGUCUGUUAAAUAGGAAUAAUAAUACCUCCUUCCUGGAUAUGUCCUAAAGAUGAAAUGUGAGGACAUACUAAAAAUGCUAGGCAUUCCAUAAUAUUUAGUUCUUCCCCCUCCCCUUUCCUCUUGUAAGUAUUCAAACCAAAAUAUUCAAAUGAAUUAGCAGAUGGUAGAGACUUUGUUCUUUACAUGUGCAGAGAAAACUAUAUCAUUUCUGUAUACUUCCAAGAAAUUUCUUGGCACCUAGCCCAAAUUUAUAAUCCAAAAUUAAAGUUAGUUUAUAGGUGACUCUUAACCAGAAUUUCUCAUUGUGUGUCUGAUAAAAUAACAGUAGAUUAUGCUAGCCACAGGAGGGGUGCACAUAAUCAUCAUAGGAGCUGUGGAAUGUAUUACUCUCCUUCACGCCUUCAUUCUUAAAGUUAACUAAAUAGGCACAAGAGCCACAGAGAAAGACAUCCAUCCUUCUUCAAGGUGUCAACAACCACCUGGCCUAGAUUUCCCAGACAAUGCAGACUCGAAGUACUCGAUCCUGUACACCUUCUAAACCAUCAAAAUGCCCUUGAAGUUCUUGGCCUUUUCUCUGAUUGGAAGCAAAGUAUCCUUCUUUCAACCCGAUGAUGAAGUAGUAGGAAUUUUACCCCUGGAUUCUGAAGACCCUGGGCUUUGUGAAGUCAUUAGAGUACAUGAGCAUUACUUGGUUCAUAAACCAGAAAAGGCUACAUGGACAGAAGCGGCUGGAACCAUUCGGGAUGGAAUGCGGGCCUAUACUGCUCUGCAUUACCUUUCUCAUCUCUCGCCAGGAAAGUCGGUGCUGAUAAUGGACGGAGCAAGUGCAUUUGGAACAAUAGCUAUUCAGUUAGCACACCACAGAGGAGCCAAGGUGAUUUCCACAGCGUGCAGCCUGGAAGACAAGCAGUGCCUUGAAAGCCUUAGGCCUACUAUAGCCCGAGUGAUUGAUGUAUCUAAUGGGAAAGUCCAUGUUGCUGAAAGCUGUUUGGAAGAAACAGGUGGCCUGGGAGUAGAUAUUGUCCUAGAUGCUGGAGUGAGAUUAUAUAGUAAAGUUGAUGAACCCACUGUCAAAUUACAACUACCACAUAAGCAUGACAUCGUCACACUUCUAGGUGUUGGAGGCCACUGGGUAACAAGAGAAGAAAACCUUCAGUUGGAUCCUCCAGAUAGCCACUGCCUUUUCCUCAAGGGAGCAACAGUGUCUUUCCUUAAUGAUGAAGUUUGGAAUCUGUCAAAUGUAAAACAGGGAAAAUACCUUUGUAUCUUAAGAGAUGUGAUGGAGAAGCUAUCAACGGGUGUUUUUAGACCUCAGCUAGAUGAACCCAUUCCACUAUAUGAGGCCAAAGUUUCCAUGGAAGUUGUUCAAAAAAAUGAAGGAAGAAAAAAACAGGUUGUUCAAUUUUAACUUUAUUCUUCC
Loxodonta africana (African savanna elephant) is the source of this 4137-nucleotide messenger RNA. It is a transcript of the gene CRYZL1, whose product is annotated as crystallin zeta like 1. The transcript is spliced from 10 exons. Lineage: Eukaryota; Metazoa; Chordata; Mammalia; Proboscidea; Elephantidae. Gene Ontology annotation, molecular function: oxidoreductase activity. The record is from RefSeq and is a predicted model, not a curated record. The coding region runs from base 3265 to 4125 and encodes 286 amino acids.